AUGUUUCCAGAAGACCGCUUCCACCCGCUAAGGCCGGACGCCAACCGUCUGCAUGACGAUUUACUAACAGCAACGGAACUAGAUCAUACACCAAAAACUUCAACGGAACUUGGAUCAACGCUUGUCCUGCACCAAUUUCUGCCUGCGUGGGACGUGCAAGCUUAUCUGCGUAUUGCUGGCAUCCGGUUGCAUGUGCACAACUCAAGAUAUCCGGUAUAUGAGGCCACCGGUGAAUUGCCGCAGCUGAGUGAUGGCAACUUCUUGCUGCCAAAAGCAGAGAUCAUAAUGCACUUGCAGACGUUUCACAAAGACAUUGACGAAUAUUUGAGUGAUGCUCAGCGUAGCGAGUCGUACGCGUACCGGUUAAUGCUAUCUGAGAAGCUGCAGCGUGUAAUAUCAUAUUGCCGCUGGGUCGACUCGGCUACGUAUCGUGAAGUCACGCGACCGCACAUGAAGCGCCAGAUUCCUUUUCCGUUAAAUCUCUUUUUGCCCAAGAAACUUCAUAUGGAUACAAUGGAAAUGUUACGUAUGUAUGGCAUUUCGACUAAAGAGCAAGCUUACGUUAUUGCUCGGGACUGUUACACAGCACUUAACACAAAGUUGGAAAGCGCAGGCACACCGUUCUAUUUUGGAAACCAACCGAGUGCUUUAGAUGUCGCCGUGUUCGGUCACAUUGUUGAAGCAUUAGGAAACACGCAGCUGAUGGCGGCUGUACAUCAACAUGCUCCACUGCUCAUCGCACUUGCAGAGCGCAUUCGUGACGCGUACUUUUGUGCUCCUAGUGACCAACCAACGAGUCUUAGAGAAGAGGUGUUGUACUCGGAGAACCAGCCCAAUUACUUUUGUACUACAAUGCUGGAUAGUGCUUUUAUGAAAAAGAUAUCACCGCCAUUGCAAGUGGCUUUCCUGGAGCCAUAUCGCAGUUUGGACUGGAGUCGCCGAGAAUUGGCGUUAGAGGUUUUAGAAAAGAAGAAGAACGAGAAAGAGGAGAAACAAUUGAAUGCAGACGAGGGUCACAACGAGCAAUUUACAAAGGGAUCUCUCAACGUAAUUAUCGGUGCUAUUGCAGCUCUAGUUUUGUAUGCUCUGGCUGUUCUCCCUGUGGUCGUGGAUUUAGAUGAUGAAGACUAUCACGAGGAUGAUGACGACGAGGACAAUACGAAUAAUAACGAAUAG
Molecule: messenger RNA, 1176 nt
Organism: Plasmopara halstedii
Lineage: Eukaryota; Oomycota; Peronosporomycetes; Peronosporales; Peronosporaceae
Product: metaxin 1
Exons: 3
Coding region: 1-1176 (391 amino acids)
Cellular component (GO): SAM complex
Source: RefSeq, a predicted model, not a curated record